Molecule: messenger RNA, 405 nt
Organism: Odontomachus brunneus
Lineage: Eukaryota; Metazoa; Arthropoda; Insecta; Hymenoptera; Formicidae
Exons: 1
Coding region: 1-405 (134 amino acids)
Source: RefSeq, a predicted model, not a curated record
AUGCGCCGGGCAAGGGGGGAGAUAAAUCUGGCAGACCUAGGGAUCGGGGACCUCCGCACCAAAAGGGCGGCAACCAGCGCCCUGGUGUUGGAGGUCUCCGGUCCGGAGGGUCAUGUGAAGGCCGACGCGCUGGCCGGAAGAAUGAGGACCCUCUUCGCCGAGGAGAAGGAAGUGCGCAUUGCGCGACCGGCGAAGAGGGUCGAAUUUCCGGUCCGUGACCUGAACGACGCGGUGACGACGGAGAAUGUCGUCACUGCUAUCGCGUCGUCUGGGGGCUGCAAGCCCGAGGACGUUAAGGUCGGGGCAAUCCGUUCCGGGGCCAACGGACUGGGCACCAUGUGGGUGCAGUGCCCGUUGGCCUCAGCCAGGAAAGUGUUGGAUGGUGGCCGCCUGCGUGUGGGGUGA